Messenger RNA from Ambispora gerdemannii, 1000 nucleotides. The record is from the annotation of a GenBank genome assembly. Lineage: Eukaryota; Fungi; Glomeromycota; Glomeromycetes; Archaeosporales; Ambisporaceae.
AUUGGGAUACAUCCACAUCAGAAUUUAUAAUUCUGAUUCUGCACCAAGAUUUGAUUUAACCACCUUUAGCACACAGAAAAAAGACAACCACUCAGUAGUAUAUGCAUUUUGUGGGAAGAUUCCAAACAACAGAAAAUUUUCAGAUCUUAUUGACACAAAUGACUUUUAUAAAAUUGAUGUCAGCACUUUGCCCUUUUCAUUUUUGCGAGUUGAUUCCCCUCCUCAAGCUCAAUGCUGCAUGUCUUCUGUCAUUGACAACAAAGGAAAACUUCAUAUAUGGGGUGGACGUACUAAUACUUUAGAUAGAAGUAUGUAUAUAUUUGAUACUUUUGGUUCAACGUGGAACCAAAUUCUACCUUCUGGUUAUGUUCCGGAUCAAAGAAAAGCCUACUCUGCAACAUUUAAAGAUGAUAAAUUUAUUAUAUUGGAGGCGUCCAUCAAACUGAUGAAGUUGCUGAUAUUCGACAACAACCGUUUUGCUCAUUCAGCAGUUAUUGCUCCUGAUAAUCGAAGUAUUAUUAUAUUUGGUGGCAUAACAACAUUCAAUACUUCAAUAGAGUAUACUUUAUAUGAUUACUUGAUUUCUUUGAAUCUCGAAACAUUUGAAUUUUCAGAGCUUAAAACUCUAAACAAACAUAGCAUUGAUGAUAUACCAAUUCGUCAUACGGCUAUUAUGUAUAAUAAGUUCAUGAUAGCAUAUAUAAAACUCUUGAAUUUAUCUCAAAAAGAUUAUGUCUGGGUUGAUAAAUAUAUCGCUCCAAACUCUAUCUCACCUCCACCUCCAAAUGAAACUGCUAUCAAUAGCAAUAUAUUGCAAACUCAACCCAAUAUAAUUGUAGGUCAACACAAUACUACACGUGCUCCAUUAGAUCACAAUACAGCGUUACCUUACAAUAUACCCGAAAUUAUAAAUCAACAAACUACUACACAAGUUCCGCUUGGUUACAUUUAUGCUCAUAACGAUAGAACUAGUUAUAAUCCUUCUUUAGCUAUAUAUUAA